Messenger RNA from Arachis ipaensis, 2238 nucleotides. RefSeq lists its product as uncharacterized. The record is from RefSeq and is a predicted model, not a curated record. Lineage: Eukaryota; Viridiplantae; Streptophyta; Magnoliopsida; Fabales; Fabaceae.
UCUUUCAAUAGAGAGAAUAUUUUGUACCUACUACCUAGUCAACGGUCAAACCUCCUAUUCACUACCACACUACGAGUGUGGUUUUCGGCUUUUCGCUUUCACUUGUCACUCUUAUUCAGUUCUUCUGUAAUCUGUACUUCAUCUUUCAAUAUUCUUCAAAAAAAAAAGAGACACGUAAAAAGGGAAGAUGGGUUUUUGGUAGUGUUUGAAAACUGUGAAGUCAAGACAAAGAAUGAAGGAGAAAGAAGGUGUGAAUUUUUUGUUUAGAGAAGUACAAAUGGAUUGCAAGAAGAGGAGAAGGACAUUGGAGAAGAAUAAGGACCUUGCAACUGCUAAUGAAGAAAGUUCAAUUGAUUCUUACAACACCCUUGCAAGACACAUGGUGGAACCAUCUAGUUCAAGGAGUGGUAAUAGAAAAAAAGGACUGGAGCCACUCUGCGAAGAUGUAUACAUUAGUGUGAAGAGUCCUGUACCAGAGGAAGAUGACACUUUUAUUUCAGAAGAUUACAAGUAUUGGUUGGAUUAUGUUUACGUUCCUGAGGAAGACGAGGAGGAUGAUGGUGAUAGCUUAUUGGUUAAUGUGGCUGAGGAACCCCUGAUUGGAGAUGUGGCUGAGGAUCCCCAAUACAAAUUAUUUUUGGAUCAUGUGAAGGCUCGUGGAACAUGCUAUGCAAUUGAGAUCCCUGAGCAAAAUAUUUAUAUAGAAUACCCUGAUGUGGCUCUUACUGUGGCUUAUGAGGCACAAAAUAAUAUUGGUAACUAUAGUGGGAAGCGCAGGGGUAGGAAACCAAAAAAUUUGAGACAAAUAAUUGAGGAUUCUCAUGUUGUGUCUGCAAAGGCACAAAAUAAUGUUGGUGAAUAUAGUGGGAAGCGCAGGGGUAGGAAACCAAAAAAUUUGAGACAAAUAAUUGAGGAUUCUCAUGUUGUGUCUCCGAAGGCACAAAAUAAUGUUGGUGACUACAGCCAGAAGCGCAGGGGUAGGAAACCAAAAUAUUUAGGACAAAUGGUUAAGGAUACUCAUGAUGUAUCCCCAAAGGCACAAAAUCAUGUGGGUGAGUGCAAGGGCAGGGGUAGGGGUAGGAAACCAAAAGAUUCAGGACUAGUCGUGGUUAAGGAUUUUCAUGCUGUGUCUCAAAAAGCACAAAAUUAUGUUGGUAAGCGCAGGGGUAGGAAACCAAAUGGUUUGGGAAAACAUGCUGUCAAGGAUACCAAUGGCAAUGGCAAUGCCAAUGUUGUGGACGUUUCUAAGGCACAAAACAAUGAUGGUAAAUAUAGCGGUAAGCGCCGGGUAGGAAACCAAAAGAAUUGAGAAACGAUGCAAUUAAGGACUCUAAUGGUAGCUGCAAUGGCGGGGCUUCAGAGGCAAAGAAGAAUGAUGGUAAUGACAAGGGUACACUCAAAGGUGAGACACCACAAAAGAAUGAUCACAUAGCAAAGGGUGAUCACAUUCACCCUCCAUCUGGCAUAGAAAUAAAGGUAAAGGAGGAGAUUGAAGAGGAUGAUGAUGAUUCACUCUGCAAAAGAAGGCGAACGGUUCCAAGUUUGAAUUUGGAACAUUAUUGGCAUGAUGACAAAGCCAAUGCAAUGAAAUACACAAAGUACAGAGAAAAACUCAUGCAAGAGCUGGAGAAGCCUUACUGUGAGGAAGAGUAUAAGAGGCUUUUUAAAUAUAUGAAACAUAAAAAGCUAGUCGAAUACCAUAAAGAGCAUCGCAGCGGCCCUAGGACCUGUAAGAGAAAUUAUCUUGGGAAAUCUCUUCUUAAUCAUCAUGUUGAUCUGAACAAAAAACUAAAAUCAGUUCGUGGUGAUUAUCCUAAACGUCUGACCCUCUUACGUGGAUUUGUUUUUUGGUUGACGCAUUGUGCGGAUGAUGAGGCGUUCAAGCCAUGGAUCUAUCCUGAAUAUUGUAAGCCGGCACCUAAGGUGUAAGAAGUUUUAUCUGAUGUAUAUGGUGGCGCCUCAGAAAGAGUGAAGGUUUUAAGAGCUAGUUUGUUAACUUUAUCAGUUAUUUAGUUAACUUGAUCUAGAAGUUUCAUAUAAUUUAGUUAACUUGAUCUAGAAGUUUCAUAUACAUGUACUUAUGUAUGUAUAUAGAACACUAACAGUAGCUUUGGUAGAAGAUGAGAUUAUCAUUCAUACUUCUAAUACACUUCAAACAUUCCGAUUUAUUGCUCUUGUGCUCUUCCUUCCAUUAGGUUCAUAACAUUUUCAUAGGAUCAAUGAUUUUUUAUUUCAUAA